AUGAGAACAGGUUCUUACAUACUAAAAGUUCUUCAGACUGAUUACUUUCUUUUUCUUCAUAAUUUCAUCAAUUAUACAGUUUGUGUAGCUUUAGGAGUUGCAGUUUUGAUCAUCACAAUAUACUGCUUUAGAAGGGGACUGUGUAAGAAAGGAUCUACAGCUCAUCAAGAAUUUGAGACCUUUCUUAGGAAUCAUGGACCAGUUGCUGUAAGAAGAUAUAGCUACUCUGACAUAAAGAAGAUGACCAACUCCUUUGCAGAAAAAUCAGGACAAGGAGGAUAUGGAUCUGUUUACAGAGGAAAGAUACACGAUGAGUGUCCAGUUGCUGUGAAGGUGUUGAAUAGCUCAAAAGGUAAUGGAGGGGAAUUCAUAAACGAGGUAGCAAGCAUUAGCAGAACAUCUCAUGUUAACAUAGUCACUCUAUUAGGAUUUUGCUUUGAAGGAUCUAAGAGAGCAUUGGUAUAUGAGUUCAUGUCUAAUGGAUCCUUGGAGAAGUUCAUAUAUGGGAAAAUUCCCAUGGCAGUAGAAAACCAAUUGAAUUGUGAAACCUUAUACCAAAUUGCAAUUGGUGUGGCCCGAGGAUUGGAGUAUUUACAUAAAGGAUGUAACACUCGAAUUUUCCAUUUUGACAUAAAGCCUCACAACAUACUAUUGGAUGAGAAGUUCUGUCGUAAGAUAUCAGAUUUUGGACUCGCAAAAAUCUGUCAAGGAAAUCAGAGUUUUGUGUCUAUGUUGGAAGCAAGAGGAACUGCAGGGUAUAUUGCUCCUGAGGUAUUUUCAAGGAAUUUUGGUGUGGUGUCUCACAAGUCCGAUGUUUAUAGUUUUGGAAUGAUGGUUCUAGAAAUGGUUGGAGGAAGAAAGAAUAUUAAUGUGGAAGUUGAGUGUUAUAGUGAAAUAUAUUUUCCAUAUUGGGUUUACAAGUGUUUAGAAAGAAAUCAAGAGCUCGCACUAGAAUGUAUUAAAAAUGCAAAUGAUAAUGAGAUCGCAAGGAAGAUGAUUUUGAUAAGCUUGUGGUGCAUACAAACGGACCCUUCAGCUCGUCCAUCAAUGAAUCAAGUGGUGGAUAUGUUGGAAGGAAACCUUGAAUCAUUGCAAAUGCCACCAAAACCAUUCUUAUCUUCGCCAAGAUCAUCACCAGUUCAUUACUCAACUUCAAACCUUGAGUGUGUCAGUGUCAAUGUCAACCUGUGACUAACUAGACCCUGCCACAGGUUUAUAUUUUCCACAAGAAUAGUCUCUCCAAUCUCAAUAUAUCAAUUUGAAUUUUCAUUGUUUUAACUUUAGCUGAUGAUAACUAUGAUAACUAUUGACAGUUUGUAUUUGUAUAUAUUCAGUUUAUUCACAAAUC
Lotus japonicus is the source of this 1348-nucleotide messenger RNA. Its product is annotated as rust resistance kinase Lr10-like. Lineage: Eukaryota; Viridiplantae; Streptophyta; Magnoliopsida; Fabales; Fabaceae. Gene Ontology annotation, biological process: protein phosphorylation. The record is from RefSeq and is a predicted model, not a curated record. Gene Ontology annotation, molecular function: ATP binding; protein kinase activity. The transcript has a single exon. The coding region runs from base 1 to 1191 and encodes 396 amino acids.